Mucor mucedo is the source of this 915-nucleotide messenger RNA. RefSeq lists its product as uncharacterized. Bases 1 to 915 code for a protein of 304 amino acids. NCBI's taxonomy places the organism in Eukaryota, Fungi, Mucoromycota, Mucoromycetes, Mucorales, Mucoraceae. The record is from RefSeq and is a predicted model, not a curated record. The transcript is spliced from 2 exons.
AUGUUACUUUUUCACGUCAUAUUUCCUUCUCAACAACGAAUAGAAAAUGAAAAUAAUCAACCACCACAAAACAACGGCUAUCCUCUCGUAGGUCAACAAACAUCAGGGUUUAGUCCUUUACCAAAUACAGGUGGAUAUGUACCACCACCACCACAACAACAACAACAGCAGCCUUGGCAAACAGGUGCUGUAACCACGACCAAUACUUAUUCUCCUCUUCAACCACAAAAUACAUCGUACCCCUCUCUUAAUCAAAAUUCAUUUUCUUCGCCUCCUUAUCAACAACAGCAACAGCAGAUUGCAUCUCCCUAUACGAAUACAAAUACUCCUACCGGAAAUACAUAUCAAUCUUAUCAGUCCCCAGUGGGCUACCCACAAUCACAACAACAACAGUAUGGUACUGGAAGUUUGGAUAAUGGAGGGUUUAAUAAUGGAGGAUUUAACACUGGCGGGCUUAAUAACGGCGGACUCGGUAGUGGAGGAGGAUACAACAGUGGCGGAUUUAACGGUGGAUUAGGUAGUGGAGGGUUAAAUGGUGGGUUGGGCAGUGCAGGGUUAAACGGUGGCGGAGGUGGAUUAUAUGGUACUGGAAGUGCUACUCCUGGUGGACAGUACAACAAUGGUGGAUAUAAUAAUGGCGGUUUAAGCAAUGGUGGGAUGGGACAACCUCAAUACGGAAAUACACCCAACAAUAAUUUUUACAUUCCUGCCAACUUUGGCCAGACCACCACCACCACCAAUCCCACCAACAAUAAUUCGAUGUUUCAGCCUCAACAUCCCAAGCACGCACCAGUCGAUGCAACCACUUUACUGAAGGGAACGCAAGUCCGUCGUGUAGAAUGCCCAGUUUGUCAAAAGAUGAUUGAAGGUGAUGAUAUGGCGGUCAAUCAUCAUGUAAAUGAACAUUACACUUAA